AUGCUCCCUCGCCUGCUGGCCACGCAGGUCGAAAUCCAGAACUCGAUGCUGGCGCACUAUUAUACCGCCAUCUACAACUACAGCCAGGAGGAGAAGUUUCCCUCGCCGCCCCUGCCCAUGGAGCAGAUUGUGCUGGACUGGCAGCGGGUUCUGCUGCCGGUCCAAGAAGAAGUCGAGGGCUUCGGCUGCCUCGCCAAUGGCAAAGUCGUCCGACAACAAGGUACCGAUGAUAGCCGCAACGGCAGUAGCCAUCGCCCCGGCAGCGCAUCCAAUGGAGCCAUGUCUCGGCGUCGCUCCAGCGGUCAACUCUCGUCACGCAAUACGCAGCAACGCGCGACUUCCCCGGCCCCCAAGAUCCCUGCUGCCCCGUCGCCAGCAUUCGAUACGAAGCCCCGGUUGAACGACGUAGGCUCUCUUUCGUCUUCCCUCAACACCCCUUCUACCCACCUCUCCCCGAACAGCUAUCACACGCCGGCGUCCGAGCGUCGUCCCUCGUCCUCCGCGGGCCUCUCGCCCGCGAGUGCCCGAACUGACUACUUUGGUCGCAAUCCCACCCCGUCCGGCAGCGGGGCCACUUCCCCGGGCUACAGCGUCCUAGCAGCCGCGGUGGGCAAGAAGAAGCCGCCGCCGCCGCCCAAGCCCCGCGCCGCCUCGAACCAGGCCAUGUAUGUGACGGCUCUGUAUGAUUUCGGCGGCCAGAGCGCCGGGGACCUGGCCUUCCAGGAAGGGGAUCGUAUUCGCGUUAUUGAGAAGACCGACAGCACGGACGAUUGGUGGGAGGGCGAGCUGCGCGGGGUGAAGGGGAGUUUCCCGGCCAACUAUGUGGAAUGA
This is a messenger RNA of Aspergillus melleus, 831 nucleotides long. RefSeq lists its product as uncharacterized. Gene Ontology annotation, biological process: endocytosis; plasma membrane tubulation; actin cortical patch localization. The transcript has a single exon. NCBI's taxonomy places the organism in Eukaryota, Fungi, Ascomycota, Eurotiomycetes, Eurotiales, Aspergillaceae. Bases 1 to 831 code for a protein of 276 amino acids. Gene Ontology annotation, cellular component: mating projection tip; medial cortex; Rvs161p-Rvs167p complex. The record is from RefSeq and is a predicted model, not a curated record. Gene Ontology annotation, molecular function: protein binding; lipid binding.